Schistosoma haematobium is the source of this 3795-nucleotide messenger RNA. RefSeq names its product ADP-ribosylation factor-like protein 8B (gene ARL8B). Gene Ontology annotation, biological process: anterograde axonal transport; protein transport. The record is from RefSeq and is a predicted model, not a curated record. The transcript is spliced from 5 exons. The coding region runs from base 1 to 558 and encodes 185 amino acids. Gene Ontology annotation, cellular component: lysosomal membrane. Gene Ontology annotation, molecular function: GTP binding; GTPase activity. Lineage: Eukaryota; Metazoa; Platyhelminthes; Trematoda; Strigeidida; Schistosomatidae.
AUGUUGGCGUUUUUCCAGCGUAUUCUCGAUUGGAUUCGAAGUCUUUUUUGGAAGGAGGAAAUGGAACUAACAUUGGUUGGUCUUCAAUACUCGGGAAAGACCACUUUUGUUAAUGUAAUUGCUUCCGGGAAGUUUGAUGAAGAUAUGAUACCUACUGUUGGUUUCAAUUUGCGCAAGGUUACUAAGGGGAAUGUCACUAUAAAGAUGUGGGAUAUCGGUGGUCAACCUCGUUUCAGGAGUAUGUGGGAACGGUAUUGCCGGGGAGUCAAUGCGAUUAUUUAUAUGGUAGAUGCUGCUGAUCAUGAGAAACUAGAAGCUUCGCGCAACGAGCUUCAUGGUUUGCUUGACAAACCCCAGUUACUUGGCAUCCCUGUUCUGGUGUUGGGAAACAAAAAGGACUUGCCAAAUGCUCUUGCGGAACAUGAGCUAAUUACAGCUCUCAAUUUGGGGGCUAUUACUGACCGUGAGAUAUGUUGUUACUCUAUCUCAUGCAAAGAACAAGAAAAUAUAGACAUCACACUCCAAUGGCUAAUUAAACAUUCUAAAUCUAACCGAUAAAAGUAAUGGAUUUGAAAUAAUACAUUUCUCCGAUUGAUAAUAAUCUCUAAUUCACCCAAUGAAUAAGUUAUAAUACCAUCUCUGGCUGGAUAUUAAACAUUAUGGACAGUCCGAGUUAAUUUUUGAUUUACACGUUAUUUUUCUCAUAUAUUGGUCAUUAUGCGAAGAUUUAAUUAAAUUCCAUCUGUAAUCCCGAUAUACCUUCGUAACCACUCACAGGAGAAUUGAAAUAAAAAAUCUCAUCUUAUUUCAUUGUGUAAUAAAUUUCUUUACGGUAAUAAACUGUUACAUACACAAUCAUUUUCGUAUUCACAUUCCUUAUAUUUACUUCAUUAUAAACUUGAACUAAACAAAAAUAUUUCUGUUAUCUCACUUCAUUGAAAAUGUGUAUGACUGCUAUUUGCUUAUUAUUUUUGUAUGCUUGAGUUGGAAAAUGAUCAAUGUGUAGUAGUAGUAUCUUGUUUCUUGCUUCAUCUCUAAUUAUUUCAACUCGGUAGUGGAUAAAAACGGAGUAAUUACUAUUCGUUGUUUCGUUGCUUUUCCACUGAACUAGUGCCGCAUUUGUUUUUUUCCCUAAAUACCUGAUUUUCGUUUUACUUUAUUCGUGUUUUUACUUCACUAACUCUUUCAAAUUAACCUUCCACUUUUUGAAUAUAGUCGGUUUGUUUUUGUGUCUCUUUUUUGGUCAGUCAGUUUUAAUUACAGUAAACCAAACACUAAGCUUCACUGAAUGUAAUAGUUAUUUUUUUAGGGAUGCUAGUAUUCUCUAUUUUCUAUGCAUAAUAUACAUUAAAGCCACAAAAUCAACAGAUAUAAUGUACUCUAAUAAUUUUUUGUCUUAUUAAUCAUGUUGGUGACAAUUUAUUUUCGUUAUAGAUUAAAUCUGAUGCUAAUCUCCUUUUUGGUCUAUAAUUAGUUCAUAUAUUUUUCUGCAUCCAUCUGAACAUGUUUUUCAUUUGGUGAUAAGAUGCAUAGGUAGUAACUUUCAGAUUUUUCGUUAAGCGGCUUUAAAUCUAACGUAGCUGUAAAUUAAUAGGGGGGGGGGAGAAUUACUUGUGAAGUAUUGUAUUAUAUUCAUAACACAUUGAGUGAUGACUUCUGAACCGUAUACUACUGUACUGAGACUAUGAUCCAUCAAUCAUUACGUUAUAAGUAGUAAGAGCUAAAUGAUUAAUGUUUGGACAGAUACAUUAAUACUGGACCUAUUAUAAACGUGUGUUGAUCCACGUCGCCAAAACACAUUAACAUAAUCAGAUAAAGUUAACAAAAUAUAUAGUGGAGUCGAAAUAGUGUAGCAAAGAUCAUGAUUAAGAAGACUAAGCGUUGAUACUGUGGGUUAGAAAGACAAUCGUAUAUAUGAAAGGAUACUGAUCUAGAUCUAGAGUUAUCGAGCAAAUCCCAACCAAAUAAUCUUCAUCUACCAGCACGGCUCAAAUCUGCAGUCUGUAACUUCAUGGGACAAAUCCUGACCAUUUCAGUCGAUCAAGGUUUACAAGCCCAUCCAGCAUCUACUUCUAUGCAGUAUGUAAGCUGGUAUACAUAUAGGUUGUAAGAAAUCUAAGAACGGCCGGACAAUGGCAUGGAAUCAUCCCAUGAAGUCACAGACUUCAGAUCUGAACCAUGGUGGUAGAUGAAGAUUAUCUGGUUGGGAUCCGCUUGAUAACUGCGGUCGGUGGCUGGCAUUGGGUAGUUUCCCUGAAAAUCGGUCACAAUGGUGUGGAUUUCAUUCACUCAUUAUCUUCCUUUGAAUGCUGUAUUUCAGAUUUAUUGUGCACUUUUCAAUUCUCCGUUAAAUACAUUCUUCUUGAAUCAUAUUCUCCGUGCUUAAGGUUUUUUAAUAUUGCUGAUGAUGCUAUUAUUUCUCCUUUCGUAUUCACCUUGAUACUUUCAUCUUUUUAUGCUGAUGCGGUGUAACAACUUGGAUCGAUUCACAUUUGUCCCAAAUACUAUGUUGCUUAUGACUACAUUAUGACCAGUUAUAUAUAUUUGCUACUGCCAACAUCACAUUUUGUGUACUCAAUAUUUAAAAAAAAUCUUUAGGAACGAGUGAAUUAGUGUUUAUCCUUAAGUUAAUUCACUUGAUAUACUUUAAUAAAUAGAAAACAGGAACAUUUAUGAGAUAAAAUGAAUUCUCAAUUCUAUUCAUGACUUCACAUUCACACUACUUAUAAUACCGGGCGAGAUUAAUUUGAAAACUGUAGGUGAUUAAUAAAUCAAAAAGUGUAAAUCACUUCUGAUUUAUAUAUGAUUGAGAAGAAUGUAAAGAGAAAAAUCACUAGCAAUCAUUGACCAAUUUUGCAAUACGUAAAAAUCUAUAGAAAUCCGUUUCAACAGUUGGAACCAGAAAGGCAACACUAAAUAAAAAAUCACUUUCCAAUUUUGCACAGUUCACGGUAACAUGUAAGAAAUACCGUAAAUUCAUUUUAUCCUACACAUAUUUAUGCAUAAAUUUUGUUCUGUAUUAUUUAUUGUUUUGAUGGUUAUAAAUGACAAAAUAAUUUGAGAAACAGAUUUACAAAAUAACUCAAUCCAAAAUUGCACAUGAUCUGAUUCUUAUUUAAAAAUAACUUCAUGAUAUCAUCCUCUCUAGUAUAAGAUUUGGAAGUGCUAGAUUCAAUCCUGUGUGUACUAUAUUUUGGAUGUGUUCACAACUAGUACGCCACAAUGUCGGAUUCGUAAACUAGAUGAUUAGCAAAUCAUUCUAUCCAAAUGUUGUCGAUUUGUGAUGAAAAUUAUUUUCCGAAAAUGUUUAUGUGAACUAAAGAAUUGACUUGGAAUGUUGUUACAUCAUUAUUACUUCUAGUUCUUUUUUUACAAUAUAGUUUCAAUAUUUCAACCUUGAGACUAUGAAUAAUAAGCUUUUUCUCCACAUUGUCGUUUAGUAAAUAAUACUACGUUAUACUGUAAUAUAUUGACAAACAGGGAGAAUGUUUUAAUAUAUUGUUACAUUAUCUUAGUUCUGUAUUAAUCUUAGAACAGGAUAAACUUGAAAGUUUACAUUCUAACUCACUGUAAUUCGUGUUCUGUUUUUAGUUCUAUAUGAUAAACAUUUGGUUUUAAUUCAGUGAUUUCUUAUUCAAUAUAAUCUUCAUUUUAUUUUAGUGUGACAUUUUUUGUAAUAAUUUAGUGCAAACUUCAUUCAGUAUAACGUGCAACACGUAUUUUGUUUUAAUAACUAUUCAUUUUAGUAUUUUUUCCUAUUUCGAUUAUUUGUGACAUUCAUAAAAUGUCAAUAAA